AUGAGAUGAGAGUGGCUGUCCCAACCAGAGCAUGCAUCGUCUCCACGAAAGAACAAGUUGCCCGGUGGAUCCUCACGCCCAACACUGCUUCACGCUUGACUGGUGGACAGUGGAGAAGCGACUGAUCAUGGGAAUCAGCUGGGUUUCGUAUCCCACUUGGUUUGAGUUUCAUGUUUCUGGUCAGGCUCUAUAUUCAACUAAUACAUCUAUAACCAUAUCGAUCUAUAAUGUAACAGACAGUCUUCCAUAUAGUCUAUCCCACUGUCAAAGUAUCAAUAACGAUAGCUAUACAUCCACGGAAUUACACCCCAGCCAAGAAGGACACGACUCAGCUGGACGCCACCCACUCGUUCACUGUCACUGUCUACUAACUUCUUCGGUCUUCCCCACGCUCCUCCGUCCUCAGGGUUGGUUCCCACCGAGGCAGACACUGAGUGGAAGACCAGCUGCCCGGACAGUGACACCGCAGACCCAUUUGGCCCCUCUGGGGAAUGAGAACAGCGCCCUGCAGUUGUGACUGGUUUCUGACCAGCCGUUUCUUUCUCUUUUCU
Messenger RNA from Aspergillus campestris IBT 28561, 551 nucleotides. RefSeq lists its product as uncharacterized. The transcript has a single exon. Lineage: Eukaryota; Fungi; Ascomycota; Eurotiomycetes; Eurotiales; Aspergillaceae. The record is from RefSeq and is a predicted model, not a curated record. The coding region runs from base 32 to 517 and encodes 161 amino acids.